AUGAAAUCGUUUAAAGUUUCUAGUGGAAUUAUGGAUACUAUGAAAAAUUAAUAAAAAGAUGUGAAAUCUUCUUAGAUGAUAGUUGACAAAGUGAAUGAAAUUGUAUAUUUUAAUAUAAGACAUAGCACAGUGGAAUUAAUGAAAAUAAUUUAAAAUAAGUUAAUUAACAUCUUAUAAACCAUUUUUAAUUUAAGCCAAUAGUGAAUAAUGAAUAACCUAAUAAUGCUUUAUAAAAAAUACGUAAUAGAUCUAAAAGUAAAUUUUAAUCAUUAAUGCAUUCUCAAAUUAGUUAAUAGGUUGAGUCUGUUCAAAAUUCAUAUUAAUAGAUAGAAUUACUAGAAGAGAAGGAUAAGGAGAUAAAAUAUUAUAAGAAUCAUAUAUAAUAAUUAACAGAAGAAUUGUAAAAAUUAACAGAAUUGUUUGAAACAGUUAGAAAUGAAAAUUAAUCUCUUAAAAAUUAAAUUGAUUAAAGUUAAAAUAAUGAAUUAAUCAUUUCUAAUUAAUAAAAAUAAAUAAUAAAAUUAUAGUAAGAUAAUGUUGAAUUGGAAAUGAUAUUAAAGAAUACACUUUUAUAAUAGGAAAGAUAGAAAUUUCAAUAAUAAUCUUCAAAACAAUCAAUAAUGAUUAAAAAAAACUCAUAAAAUGGAUAAAAAUUAAAAUUAUUUAAUACCCUAAGUUUAAGUGAAGAAAUGAAUAAUUCCAAUAUAAAUGCUAGUUUUAUAUCAUGUUCAAAUAAUUAAAAAUAAAAAAGUCAUAGAAAUAAUGAAAGAGAAAAAACUAAUUAAACAGUUCCAACACUUCCUGAUUCAAAAAUUUAAUCAAAUGAUUAAUAUUAUAUACUUAAAUAAGGAAAGGAAAAUAUUAAGUUUAAAUGUUGA
Paramecium primaurelia is the source of this 878-nucleotide messenger RNA. Lineage: Eukaryota; Ciliophora; Oligohymenophorea; Peniculida; Parameciidae. The record is from the annotation of a GenBank genome assembly.